CACCCUCUCGCCCCCCUGCUGUGACGUGAAGCCACCGCACAGGGCGCUUCGACUUCACCUGCGCGGCGAGGAGGAAGAAGAGGAACAGGAACGAGCCGCCAUUUCAUCCUCGAUCUUCACGUGUUCCACAUUUACCUGCCGUCUUGUCUCACCUGGCGCGGUGUCCUUUUGGUGAAUAACAUCCACGGCUACAACAGGAGCGAGAAGAAAGUGUUGUGGUGGUGUUGUCCACGACGACGACGACGAUGAUGAUGAUGGCCUCCUCGCCUCUCGUGAUGGUGGCGCUGGCUCUCGUUCUCGGCAUGGUCGCCCGAGCUUCCGCUCAAGACAUGUGUCCCGCCUGCAAGGGGGUCGACCCGUGCGUGAGUGCGUGUCGCUUCAACCCCUACGCGACCAAGUGUAGCGUGGACUGCACCAGCGGCUGCAAGGCCAUGUGGAAGGAUCCCGAGAACAAGAUCGUCAACUGCGAGAAACUGACGCCUCGCUGCAUCCUCAUGCACCAGGAGAGCGACGCGCUGAAACGCCAGAGCCGCUCGGGUUCCGCGUCCGGCGGCCGCCUCGACACGGACGGCCUCUACGACCCCAAGUGCUUCGACAACGGCACCUUCAGGGCGGAGCAGUCCAACGAGACGACGCGCCAGCGCUGGUGCGUCAACAGUGCCGGGGUGCGCAACACCGACAAGCUGGUGGACGCGGACCCGGAAUGCAAGCGUCUCGUCAUGUGCACCCAAAUCGUGCUGGACUUCUUCGUGAACAUGACGCACCCUACUGUGCUUGAACCGCAGUUCAAGACGAGACUUCAAAAGGUGAUGCAGGACUCCUUCCUCCUGAGCCCCUCGCAAAUGAGCGAAACCACGAUGGACGAAACCGGAAAUGUUCUCAUCACCAUCAAGGCCGGCAACACGUCUGCCGAUCAGGAUGUGGGGACUGUCGCCUACUACUUGGAGAAGCAGUUUUUGAAGGGGGAGCUGCCGGGCCUGCCACGCGAAGUGCUCGACCUGAGCAAGCGCGGCGCGCAGGUGUGGUACUACGACGACGAGCCGCCGCGCAUGAACAUGAAGCACAUGGCCCCCGGCAUCAUCGCCAUCAUCUGCGUCCUCGUCCUCUCCCUCGUCGCCGCCAUCGUCGUCAUCGUGGUGAUGAAGAAGCGGUCAUCCAAGAAGGACAACAUCUUUGAGGGCCAGGAGCUGCAACAGAAGCUGACAUAAACAACGAGCGACUCGUAAAUCAAGGAGGGCAUCGCUCCUGGCCAACACUCCUUCUGAAAUCGCAUCGCCGUUACCUCCAACCUAGUAGUUAAUGAAUCAUCCCCGAUACAAUGUCGGUAAAUCUUGACCUCUUAGCUGUUUUUGUACAUUUAGGUCAUUCACGUUCAUUGCUUUUGGACCUGGAGGAAAAAAAAAACUUUCUGGUCAUUUGUCUUUGAAAAAAAUGAGGAUGUUUUUCCUGUGGCGUUUUAGAAAUUGUUCUUGGCGCGCCUCCAUGUAAUCAUGCGAUCACUCGUGCGUGAUUUGAUUUUUAUAAUUGGUGUCCUUUAACCUGACCUCCCGUGUGUCGACUUGGAUCUGUGUAGUAGAGUUAACCGUGCCGUACGUCGUCGCAUGCCGUUCUAUAUUUAGGGCUGUGUUUUUAUACUUCACGUUUUAAUAAACAUUUUGAAAACGGGGAAGGGGGGGGUGUGGGAGGGAAAAAACCUGGCAGUGCGAACAAACACUCGCAGCCACCACCGUCUCCUUAAAAAAAAACUAAGUAGCAACGGUUACGUAUUUUAAUUGUCGAUGCAACAUUUAAUACACACUGUUUAAAAGCUCCAAAAACUUCAAAUAUCUACACCUUAAAACUAGCGGCCAUUGUUAAUCUGUAGGCUUGUCUCAAUGUUGUGAUUUCCGUAUAUCAAAAGUUGGGAAUUUAGUCGGCUGGCCAGAAUUGCCCCCCCCCCCCCCCCCCCGCCUAGGGUCGUCCCAGACGUUCAUCCAGGGUAGGUAAACUGAAGAUCCAACCCAGCAAACAUGCUGACAAGUGGCAGUUUUUGAGGUUGCACUAUGGUAUGCUUUGAGGGUCGACAGUUGUGGUUUAUGUUUUGAAUAGUAAUUCCAUGCUUCCCACUUUUGUUUUACCAAACCUGCACUGACCGGCAUGGUGAAGUUAGUCAAAUCCCUACGUGUCUCGCGUGGUGUGAGGCCCUAAUUGAGCAGUGGGGUGAGGGAGGGGGGCUGUUUGUAGAAAAGCCACCCACCGUAGCGAUGGGACGAAUAUCCAUCCUCUCGUUGGGAGGGUGUUGUAAGCGUUGUGCGUGUUGGCAACUUAAAAUCCUGUAACUGUAUUUUCCAGUUGUGCAGCUUGUGAGCUUGGUGGUGAUGCCAGAUAUGGAGGUUAUUCUCUAGAUCAGUGGAUGGAAGUUUUAAAACAUUUGAACAUUUUUAAGUUAUUUUCAAGAAAUCGAUUGCUUGGUCUAAAGGGCAAACGCUGUAAUGUUAUAUUCCUAGAUGAAGGAGCGUUAGAUAAUCCUGGCGGCUGGAUUUUUAACACUUUGCCACUUUCCGGCGAUUCAAUUUGUCACGAUUUAUUGAACCUUGUAGCGAAGGUAGCAGCUACUGGUGGUCGAAGGAGUUUCUAUAAACCGGUACAGUGCACGUCACCUCGAUAGAGAAACAUUACUUCUUAAGUGCGUGCAGUUUAGUGAAAUGUAUCGCGAGCCUAUUUAAUCCAUAUGCCGUUUGCCCUCUAGACAUACCUAAGUAAAGUUCACAGGUGGAAACUCAACUGUGCCCUGUGUUUUUUUUAAAGUGUAACCCCAACAUUCGAGUUGUAAUUCAGGGGGUCUGAUCUCGGAGAAACCACUGGUCUAGCACCACACGUUUGGUUCCUGUUUGUAUGUUGGAAUUGUUUCAUCCGUUAAGGGCAAAAUAAAACUUUUGGAAAAAAUGUGAAA
Molecule: messenger RNA, 2932 nt
Organism: Lethenteron reissneri (Far Eastern brook lamprey)
Lineage: Eukaryota; Metazoa; Chordata; Hyperoartia; Petromyzontiformes; Petromyzontidae
Product: epithelial cell adhesion molecule-like
Cellular component (GO): membrane
Source: RefSeq, a predicted model, not a curated record